AUGGAGCGCCUUCCAGGUUUCAAUGUUGCGAACCACUUUGAGAAGCGUCAGCUUCUCAUCGCUAUUAAUUGUGUCGCUGCUCUGUCGAUCUUCUUCUUUGGAUAUGAUCAGGGGAUGAUGGGUGGUGUUAAUAACUCCAAAGAUUACAUCGACUUGAUGGGCUUUGGCUACGUUGACGAAAAGACCGGCGAACCUGUCAUCACCGAUAGUCUUCUCCAAGGCGGCAUCGUCUCAGUUUACUACCUCGGAACUCUCUUUGGCUGUCUUUUCGGAGGCUGGGUAGGAGAUAAAGUUGGCCGUAUCAAGACUAUCGCUAUUGGUGCUGCCUGGGCUAUUGUUGGUGCAGCGCUGCAAUGCUCAGCUCAAAACCACGACUGGAUGAUCUGCUCGCGCGCAGUCAACGGCAUAGGGACCGGCAUUCUCAACGCUAUUGUUCCUGUUUGGGCUACCGAGACAGCUGAACAUACCUCACGAGGCCAGUUCAUCGCAAUCGAGUUCACCCUCAACAUCUUCGGUGUGGUAGUGGCCUACUGGUUGGAGUUUGGCCUGUCGUACAUUGACAAUAACAAUUCCGAGUUCGGAUGGCGUUUCCCCAUCGCCUUCCAAAUUCUGCCUCUCCUUGUCCUGCUAGGAUGCGUCUGGUUCUUCCCCGAGUCUCCCCGCUGGCUUGUCAAGGUUGGCCGAGACGAUGAGGCCCAGUACAUCCUGCGUCGUCUCCGUGGAUCGAGUGAGGCGGAUCUUUCCCGGGCUCACGCUGAAUACACCGAUAUCAAGAACAUCGUUCAACUUGAGAACAAAGAGUCCUCUAAGAACUCUUAUCUGCACAUGUUCUUUGGCAUUGGGUCAGGCGAACUUCACACUGGUCGACGCGUUCAGCUAGUCAUCUGGCUCCAAAUCAUGCAAGAAUGGGUCGGAAUCGCCGGCGUAACUGUAUACGCCCCUACAAUUUUCAGAAUAGCCGGGUUUGACACACGCAAAUCACAAUGGAUCAGUGGUCUCAACAACAUCUUCUACAUGUUUGCCACGCUCAUCUGCGUCUAUACACUCGAUCGUAUCGGCAGAAGAUGGACUCUUUACUGGGGUGCCGUCGGUCAGGGAAUAGCCAUGUUCCUUGCCGCAGGAUUCUCUAAGCUUGGCCAAGAAGCCCGCGAUGCGGGUGACCUCGACAAAGCUAGCUCAUACGGUGCAGCAGCCGCAUCCUUCGUCUUCAUUUUUACUUCCGUGUUUGGAGCCACCUGGCUAACCGUUCCUUGGCUCUACCCCGCCGAGAUCUUCCCUCUGCAAGUUCGAGCCAAGGGUAACGCUUUUGGCGUUUUCGGCUGGUCCAUCGGCAACGGAUGGUUGACUCUUCUCUGCCCCGUCAUGUUUUCGGCCAUUGGCGAGAACACACUCCAUAUUUUUGGAGCCUGCAACAUUAUUGCAAUUCCAAUGGUUUGGGCAUUGUAUCCCGAGAGUAACCAGCGCACUCUUGAAGAGAUGGAUCUGCUGUUUGCGGCUGACACGCCUUGGGUCUGGGACGCCGAAAAGAAGUUCAAGGAGUUGAAGGAGAAGCAGCCUGGUCUUGUUACUGCUUCCGCUCAUAACAGGGAUGUUAUGGACGUUGAGCCUGGUGUUAAGGCUGGUUCUGGGGAUGAGGUGAACAUGAGUACUUAA
Molecule: messenger RNA, 1653 nt
Organism: Fusarium verticillioides 7600
Lineage: Eukaryota; Fungi; Ascomycota; Sordariomycetes; Hypocreales; Nectriaceae
Exons: 4
Coding region: 1-1653 (550 amino acids)
Biological process (GO): transmembrane transport; carbohydrate transport
Cellular component (GO): membrane
Molecular function (GO): carbohydrate:proton symporter activity
Source: RefSeq, a predicted model, not a curated record